AUGGUCGUCGCUACCAUCAAGUGUGUCGUGGUGGGGGACGGUGCUGUAGGAAAGACCUGUCUGCUCAUCUCAUACACAACGAACAAGUUCCCUUCGGAAUAUGUCCCCACUGUCUUUGACAACUACGCCGUGACCGUGAUGAUCGGCGAUGAGCCCUACACCCUUGGACUAUUUGAUACUGCCGGUCAAGAGGAUUACGAUCGCCUGCGCCCCCUCUCCUACCCGCAGACUGACGUGUUCUUGGUCUGCUUCUCCGUUACCUCACCUGCUUCAUUCGAGAACGUCCGCGAAAAGUGGUUCCCCGAAGUCCACCACCACUGCCCCGGUGUUCCCUGCCUGAUCGUUGGCACCCAGACUGAUUUGCGCGACGACGCCGGAGUGCGGGAUAAGCUCGCUCGCCAGAAGAUGUCGCCCAUCCGCAAGGAAGACGGUGAUCGGAUGGCUAAAGAACUUGGCGCCGUCAAAUACGUCGAGUGUUCCGCUCUGACACAGUAUAAGCUGAAGGAUGUCUUUGAUGAGGUACAUCGAAUCUUUGAUUUUUUGCUGCCCGAUAUCUCCACACCGCCACUAACCCGUUUCUUCUACUUUCUAGGCUAUUGUCGCGGCACUCGAGCCUGCGCCCAAGAAGAAGUCAAGAGGCUGCCUCUUGCUGUGAGAUUACUCUUCACGGACAUAUCGCAACAGGUCUGA
Messenger RNA from Penicillium griseofulvum, 690 nucleotides. RefSeq names its product Rho family GTPase CDC42 (gene cdc42). The record is from RefSeq and is a predicted model, not a curated record. Gene Ontology annotation, biological process: small GTPase-mediated signal transduction. The transcript is spliced from 3 exons. Gene Ontology annotation, molecular function: GTPase activity; GTP binding. Lineage: Eukaryota; Fungi; Ascomycota; Eurotiomycetes; Eurotiales; Aspergillaceae. Bases 1 to 690 code for a protein of 229 amino acids.